This is a messenger RNA of Cladophialophora carrionii CBS 160.54, 1041 nucleotides long. RefSeq lists its product as uncharacterized. NCBI's taxonomy places the organism in Eukaryota, Fungi, Ascomycota, Eurotiomycetes, Chaetothyriales, Herpotrichiellaceae. The record is from RefSeq and is a predicted model, not a curated record. Gene Ontology annotation, molecular function: aldose reductase (NADPH) activity. The coding region runs from base 1 to 1041 and encodes 346 amino acids. Gene Ontology annotation, cellular component: cytosol. The transcript has a single exon.
AUGGCUCGGCAAAUGCUGACAACCGCCACCCUGCUGGCAAUAUUUCUGCCUGGAUACCUUGCCGCCCCAGCCGAGCAAUCCCCUAUCCGCGAAUGCUCUUUUAAAAAGCCCAUUGCAGAAAUCCCACCCGUCGGACUAGGCCUGUGGAACUCCAAGGACAAAGACGCCAGCAACGCCGUGCAAGACGCCUUCAAGGCCGGCUACGCCCACUUCGACUCGGCAGCCGCCUACAGCAAUGAAGCAUACGUCGGCAGGGCGCUCAACUCCAGCACCUCCCCGCCUCGACAUAAGUACUGGGUCACCAGCAAACUAUGGAAUGACCAUCACCAACCGAAGCUCGUGCGGCCGGCGCUCGAAAAGACACUCAAGGAUCUACAGAUCCCGUAUCUCGACUUGUACCUGAUGCACUGGCCCGUGGCCUUCCUCCCAGACCAAGAGGACGGACGCACGGUGAUUGACCAAGACACUUCUAUCCACGACACAUGGUCCGCCAUGGAGGACCUCGUGCGAGCCAAUCUCACGCGCUACAUCGGCGUCAGCAAUUUCUCGCCGCGCCAACUUGAUAAUCUGCUGGCCAAGGCUGAUAUCAGACCGUUUGCGCACGAGUUCGAGACACAUCCGUAUCUCCAACAGCUGGAGUUUGUCGACUGGCAUUUGCGAAACAAUAUCACGGUCAUCGCAUAUUCCCCGCUUGCGAAUAUGAACCCCACGUACGACAACAAAUACCCCGACCUGCCACCCAUCCUGAAGGACUCAUUCUGGACAGACCUCGCCAGCAAGAAGAAUGUGACGCCCGCGCAGGCAAUCCUGGCGUGGGGACGGCAAAGGGGCACAAUCGUCAUCCCCAAAAGCGUCCAUGAAGGCAGGAUCAUAGAGAAUCUGGGUAGUCUGAACGUGAGUUUUACCGAGGAGGAAAUGAGACUGGUCAUGGAGCAAGACAAGAGGACCAGAUUCAAUAAUCCGAGUAAGGGAUGGGGAGUCGAGUUGUUUGAGGGUCUGGAUGAUGGGACGAAUCGGUUUGUGGUGCAGCAAGAGCUGUAG